This is a messenger RNA of Pseudogymnoascus destructans, 1345 nucleotides long. RefSeq names its product Cation-independent mannose-6-phosphate receptor CI-MPR (gene MRL1). Gene Ontology annotation, biological process: vacuolar transport. The coding region runs from base 156 to 1223 and encodes 355 amino acids. The record is from RefSeq and is a predicted model, not a curated record. Lineage: Eukaryota; Fungi; Ascomycota; Leotiomycetes; Thelebolales; Thelebolaceae. The transcript is spliced from 3 exons.
CUCUACCGUCGUAUUCAUCAUCGCCAACGACUGCAUGUUCAUCAACUUAACUCUUUUUCACGAAAUCAAUUCUAUCAUACGAACGACCUUUCUUCCCCUUUGCGCCAAGGCGCUUUACUAGAGGCCUGUCCCGCGCCCGAUCGACGAACGGCACCAUGCUUCCUCCCUCCCUCACCAGCAUCCUGCUUGCCGUGCUGGCGCUCCGAGCACCAUUUGCUCAAGCCGCAUCUGACGAGAAGAAGCCCGAUGUAAUCCCCUGCACCGCGAAAUCGCCAAACACGAACGGGUUCUACGACCUGCGCCCCCUAGCGGUGCAGCUGCACGACCCGAAGAAGAAGCUGGGGAAGCAGAAGACGGAUAGUUGGCAGAGCCGGGGUCACGAUUAUAAGGGGAAUUUCUCGAUCAAUAUCUGUGCGCCGGUCGUGGAGGAGAUUGAGGAUGUGGUGGGGGUGGAGGAGGCGAGGUGGAGGAAUGUUAGUGCGUUUUAUGAGGCGGAUGGGAAGGUGUUUUCUAUUGGAGAACAAUCUUCGGGUAUUAUGUUUAGGGGACGUAAGUUGGUGCUUCAAUACACCGGCGGCUCGCCGUGCGGAUCCGCCGUGGAAUCUCGAUCCGAAGAGCUCGAGGAGCUCGAUGACGACGGAUAUCCUGCGCGGACACUCAACGGCAAAGUAGUCGGCUCCAACUACUCCUCCGACAAAGACGAAGACAAGCCCCAAAAACCCAAGAAACCCCUCUCCACCAAACGCCGCAAAUCCACCCUCAUCUCCUUUUACUGCGAAAAAGACCCCCUCAAAUCCGGCGCCGUCGUCUCCUUCAUCGGCACCGACCCGGACGAAUGCGCCUACUUCUUCGAGAUGCGCUCCGAAGCCGCCUGUCCCGGUCUCGGGCCCGUGCAAGCCGGAUUAGGGCCCGCGGGGGUGUUUGGGAUCAUCGCUAUCAUCGCGGUGCUGGUGUAUUUUAUUGGGGGUGUGAUGUAUAACCGCAGUGUGGAGCACUCGAGGGGGUGGAAGCAGUUGCCUAAUUAUGCUAUGUGGGCGGGGAUUGGGGGGUUCUUUAUGGAUUUCUUUACGAUUUUGACGAGUAGUUGUGCGAGGUGUUUGCCAGGCAGGAGGGGGUAUAAUUCUCUGCCUGGGUUGGGGAAUGGGAGUGUAGCGCGCGGAAUGGGGAGGCCGGAUGAUGAGAAUAGACUCAUUGACCAGCUGGAUGAGGAGUGGGAUGACUAGAGGAGGGGGCGGGGUGGGCAUGUACAGUAUGGACAGUACGAUCGCGGGCCGGUUGAAGUCACGGGGGAUAUGUUUUGAUAUGUUCUGAAUAUCUUGGCGUUGAAUGAUGGGGGGGGGGAUGU